UGCUUCAGGUAAAGUGUUGCAUAUUUAGACGGAAAAACUUAAUCAGAGGUAUUGUUAAAUACAUUGUUGUAAAGCGGGUUUCUCGUCAGACAUAUAUUCAUUACCUGGUGCGGAAUGAGCAUAAACCAAAACUUGAAAUGCUCCGAGUAGGACGUGUCAUCGCGAGACUUCGACGAGUUUGGUUGAGCAAAUGCCACGUCUGACAAGCAGCAUCACCGCAGACGUGAUUAUCAGCACUUUUCCCUCUCAGGACUCUGCGUUAUCUAGUGGCAAAACAAGACGGCAUAUCAGAAACCACUCGGCUCCAGAAUGGGCUGCGUACGUCUGACACUGACACUGGCUGCAUCUGCUGUACUGCUGUUAGCCUCUCAACCCGCCACGGCUCAUAGCCAUUCCCAUGGCGGCCACGGCCACCACCACCAUGGCCACUCGCACGGGGAGGAUGAUGGACACGCUCAUGGUUCUCAGGUGAAGAUGUUCCACGGAGCGAGCAAGUGGAGCGCGGAGGCCAACCUAGCUCAGCACGAAGAGGAGGAUCACGGGCACGCUCAUGGUCACGAUCACGGGCACGCUCAUGGCCACGAUCACGGGCACGAUCACGGGCAUGCUCAUGGCCACGAUCACGGGCACGAUCAUGGGCACGAUCACGGGCACGCUCAUGGCCAUGAUCACGGGCACGAUCACGGGCAUGCUCACGAUCACGGGCACGCCCACGAUCACGGACAUGGAGCAGAGAGAGUGAAGAGAGAAGCGGAUGGCCAGAAAAGGGACUUGGUGGAGCUGUGGACACAGGCUAUCGGAGCCACCCUGCUGAUCAGCGCGGCUCCAUUCCUCAUCCUUUUCCUGAUCCCAGUCCAGUCCAACAGCGACCAGCACCAGAACCUGCUCAAGGUGCUGCUGAGUUUCGCGUCUGGCGGACUGCUGGGUGAUGCCUUCCUGCACCUCAUACCGCACGCUCUCGAGCCUCAUUCCCAUCAUGAAGAUGGAGAUGAUGGACACUCUGCAAGUGAAGAGUCACAUGACCACGGCCACUCCCAUGGAGCAGCCCACGGUCACAUGAUGUCCGUUGGUCUGUGGGUUCUCGGGGGGAUCAUCGCCUUCCUGGUUGUUGAAAAAUUUGUGCGUCUGCUGAAGGGAGGGCAUUCCCACAGCCACUCUCAUGCUGCUCCUAAAGAAAAGGACAGUGAUGGAGAGGGGGAAGAGGAAAAGAAGACAAAAGAGAAGAAAAAGAACAAAGAUGCAAAGGUGCGAGAGACGCAGGAGAAGAAGGGUACAGAAAUCAAGGUGUCCGGUUAUCUGAACCUAGCGGCUGACUUCACGCAUAAUUUCACCGAUGGCCUGGCAAUCGGCGCCUCAUUCCUCGUCAGCCCAGCCGUGGGCGCCGUCACCACCCUGACAAUCCUGCUCCACGAGGUUCCACAUGAGAUCGGGGACUUUGCCAUCCUUGUUCAGUCUGGCUGCACUAAAAAGAAGGCCAUGUGUCUACAGCUGCUGACCGCAGUGGGAGCUCUGGCCGGGACGGCGUGCUCCCUGAUGGCCGAAGGCGUGGGCGCCACGGCCACCGCCUGGAUCCUCCCCUUCACAGCUGGUGGGUUCGUUUACAUCGCCACCGUGACGGUGCUCCCUGAGCUGCUGGCUGGCCGCUCCAGUUUCGGCCAAUCCCUCAUGGAGAUCCUGGCGCUGCUGUUCGGAGUCGGCAUGAUGGUUCUGAUCGCGGAGUACGAGUGAAGCGCUCGAUUGGAGCGGCAAACUUUUUACGGCACAAGACUUGGGAGGAGGAGAACGGAGACGCUGAGAGGGAACAGCUGGUUUUACACAGAAUUUAAAUGAUUUGUUUUAUUACGAGUUUUUUUUUCUUCUUUUUUUUUGUGUUUUUUAGUUUUUUUUACCAAGAGGUCCACUUUUUCUUUAUCUUUUUUUUUACAAGAAAGAACUGAAAAAUAAUGAAUGGACAAUAACUGUUAAUCAGGAUAAAGAGUUCUGCAGCAGUCCAGUAGGAUGAGCCUGACUUCUGCACGAACAGCAGAGCGACUCCUCAGACGAGGAGCCGAGAGAAGGGUUGUCGGUUCGACACCGACCUGCACCGAUGUCCAACUUUAAUAUCUUUUUGUUUGAUACUGAUGAAUGUUAACAUUUUUCUUUUUACAUUCCACACAAAAAUGAAAUGUUGCUUCUGUUGAUGUGGUCACACUGUGCUUUGUGCUGAAAGAAAUAUUUUUCAAUAACUUGUUCUCCUGAGAUGAACUUGGCUGGAUGUCCCCAAAUAAAGGUCCAUCGUUUUCUCUUAUCUGCUCCUCAAUAAAUGCAAAAAUCAAAUGCA
This is a messenger RNA of Fundulus heteroclitus (mummichog), 2320 nucleotides long. It is a transcript of the gene slc39a7, whose product is annotated as solute carrier family 39 member 7. The transcript is spliced from 8 exons. The coding region runs from base 310 to 1728 and encodes 472 amino acids. The record is from RefSeq and is a predicted model, not a curated record. Gene Ontology annotation, molecular function: zinc ion transmembrane transporter activity. Lineage: Eukaryota; Metazoa; Chordata; Actinopteri; Cyprinodontiformes; Fundulidae. Gene Ontology annotation, cellular component: membrane. Gene Ontology annotation, biological process: intracellular zinc ion homeostasis; zinc ion transmembrane transport.